This is a messenger RNA of Zophobas morio, 2622 nucleotides long. Its product is annotated as trimethylguanosine synthase-like. NCBI's taxonomy places the organism in Eukaryota, Metazoa, Arthropoda, Insecta, Coleoptera, Tenebrionidae. The transcript is spliced from 9 exons. Bases 109 to 2523 code for a protein of 804 amino acids. Gene Ontology annotation, molecular function: RNA cap trimethylguanosine synthase activity. The record is from RefSeq and is a predicted model, not a curated record. Gene Ontology annotation, cellular component: nucleus. Gene Ontology annotation, biological process: 7-methylguanosine RNA capping; 7-methylguanosine cap hypermethylation.
GUCCUGUCAAACGCGGCCAGGUUGGCGUCCCUGCUCUCGUCCGCAGUCGUGUAAUCAUGUGAAUUUCGUCGAGUUUCUCCUCAAAAAAUGCGCUUUUGAGGCCCCAACAUGUGCGAGUUGCCGUGGUACGCAUUGGCCGAAAUCCACCUGAAGAACCGCGACAAGUCCCUCGAAGUCUACUGUCUCUGCAGCAGGGUUUUUCUAAGAAGCCGAGAUGACAAUCUUAAACGUUCCGUCUUUUCGGCCGAAUUCAGCGCUUCCGAAGAAGAACUGUUGCUAGACGAAGAGGUUUCGAGUGAAUGUAGUUCUUUGCCUCAAAUUUUGAAAAACAAAAUUAAGCAAGAUGCCGAACCCGAGACCGUCAGUUGCUACUGCAGCGCCUCCCACACCGACAACCUCUCCACCGACGAGCACGACAGCCUCCGCGACUCCCACGACGGCCGCCCCCCGCACCGCGGCCUCCAGUCCAGCGACAGCGGCGCCGACCUGACCGAGUGCGUCCGCCAGGACAUCGACGGCGACUGGCACAAGUACUGGUCGCUGAACGGCGAGAAGCUCAUCUGGGAGUCGUGGAUCGCCAAGUACAGCGCGUACAUCAACCCGGACUACCUGCAGUUCGCGCAGGACCAGGCCGACACCGAGCAGAAGGAGCGGCGCGAGCAGCUGUCGCUCGACGUGGCCGAGGGCCGGCGCGGCGACCGGGACGUGAAGAACCGCAUCCUGGUGCGCAACCUGUCGGGCAGCGACGACAAGCUCAACACGGAGGUGUCGGACGGGUGGAACCCGCUGUCGCCGGUGAGCGUCGACUGCGAGACGGAGGUCGAGCAGCUGCUGAGCUCAAGGUGCGGCAGCCACGCCAGCUCGCUGCGGACGGUCGACUCGAUGACGAACGUCACGCGGAUGACGAUCUCGUCGCUGGAUCUGAGCCAGAGCUCGCACAGCUCAGAGAGUUUCUCGUCGGUGAGCUCGGUGCAGAGCUCGCUGAGCUCGACGAGCUCGGAGGAGAACGAGGAGGAUUAUCAGCACCAGUGGCACGUGCUGUGGAAGAGGCACUACGAGGAGGAGUUCAUGCGGCAGUAUGAGCUGUUCGUGGUCACGUGGAAGGACCACAAUGUCUCGGAUGUGAGCGACCGGAUCGAGAGCAACAUUCCUGGUACAGCCAAUGCGUAUUUAAGCAGCCCCUCGCACGUUAGUAAACAAACCAAAAAAAAUAUCCACAAAGUAUUUCAAGGCAAAGUCGAGAAGAACGACGUCAAGUGUCCUAUCCAAGUCAAUAGCAACGUAGCCAAGUCUUUAGGUUUUUUGUUGAGUAGUUUAAAAGUGUCUAGCGAAGAGAAUAGCAGGAUGGAGGAAGCCAUAGAAGUGGAAAGCGAGUACGACAGCGCGGAAGAAGAGAAAACCCAGAUGGCCGCCAUGGGUUUGCCCACGUCUUUCGUACCAAAACACAAAAGGGAGAGAGUCGACGAGUCGGAAACCACAGAGAGCGGUAGCUUGCCAGGCGACUUCGAGUCAUGCCGCAAGAGAAUCAAAGCAGCCUUUAAUCUCAUGGGCAUUGAGUACCAUGACACCAACACGAGCCCGCUUUCUGGGCAAGUGCACUACAAAAUGAAACACAUUCGGCUACAAAACAGACACCUGAAGUUGCGGAACGACAACAAGAGACCGAGACAUAUACAUUUCGAUGAGGACGGUAACGUGAUUAGCGAAACUGGACCUUCUGAAGAAGGUGGUUUCCAGAGUGUUCUACCUGACAGUUCCGACGAUAAACAUAGUUCUGCAGACGAGGACAUCAGCAGCGAGGUGGUGACAACUCCACCGAAACUCGAGGAACAAGCCGAGGAAGUGAUACCCAAGCGCAAGAAACGCAAGAAGAAGAUCGCCGUUCCUCCGGAAAUCAAGGAGAACGCCUAUUUGAGAAAAUACUGGCACAGGAGGUUCAACCUCUUCAGCAAGUUCGACGAAGGAAUCAAACUGGAUGAAGAAAGUUGGUACUCCGUCACACCUGAACAAAUCGCCAAACACAUCGCCAAAAGGUGCACCUGCGACGUCAUAAUUGACAGUUUCUGCGGGGCCGGGGGCAACUCCAUCCAAUUCGCGUUUACAUGCAAACGAGUCAUAGCAAUAGACAUUGACCCUAGGAAAAUCGAGCUGGCGCGCAACAAUGCCGAGAUUUACGGGGUAGCGGACCGCAUCGAGUUCAUCGUGGGGGACUUCUUCCAGUUGGCGGGCGGUUUGAAGGCGGACGUGGUGUUCUUCAGCCCCCCGUGGGGCGGCCCGUCGUACCUGCGAGAGCCAGUUUACGAUUUAGAGUCGAUGUUGCAGCCAUUUCCAAUUUCAAAACUGUUGGAAGUUGGGAGGGCCAUCACUAGCAAUAUAGCCGUGUUCUUACCGAAGAAUAGCAACGCUUUUUUACUGAUCGACGAAUCCAAGCCCGGAGGCGGAGUCGAAAUCGAGCAGAAUUUCCUCAAGAAGAAUCUUGUUUCAAUUACUGCCUAUUACAGUGAUCUCAUUAAGAAAAUCUGAGUUACGUUAGGUUAAGUUCAAAAUUAGUGUUUGUUUUUUAACGAAGUGACGUAUGUAAUUCUGUUUUUGUAUUUUAUUUUAUUAAAAAGAUACUCUUUA